GUGGAAAGUAGCAAUGCCAAGUCCUUUAUAUCUUUGAAUUAAAUCUCAUAUAAGUCUUUCAUCUUAGUAUUUAAUUAAUUAAAUUCCAACAAUAUCAAAAUCCCCCUUAUUUACUAGUUUUACUAAAAAGAGAAUUAUUCCGUUCUCUGUGGAUACGAAUUCUACUUCACCUAUACUACGUAUAAGUGUUAGUAUUGAAUUUUAUUUUGACGCACCGUGACAAAGUGCCCGUCAAAUUUGGCGCCGUUGCCGGGGAAAGGCAAUUAUUUUUCUUUUUAUUUUAUCUCAUAAAAAUCAAAAACAAAAUAAAAAAUAAAAACAAAAAAAUAUAAAUAAAAAUCUUACUUGUCCAUUUUCUGAGAUUUCAUGAGUAUAUGGAUACCAACAUAUCAUCCCUAGAGAGUCAAAUUUCCGACUUGACUUUUCUAAUAAAGGAGUUUAUUUCAUGUUCAAAAUCUCAAGAUGUCCAUACAUGCAACAUUUGCAUGUCACAAAGGCAUCUUACAGAUUUUUGCCCACCCAGAACUUCAAAAAGAAUAUUUUGAACAAAGGAAUGAUGUUGGUUUCCAAGAGAGGUAUGAUUCAUUCUCCAACACAUAUAACCCAUACUCAAGUUCUUAUUCCAGCAUGUCCACUGAACACAUGAUCCGAGCUCUCACUAUCAAUGUGACAAAUAUGAAACAAAAUAUGUCACAAUGCCCGCAAGAAACAGUGUCCAACGAACAGAACUUGGACAAUCAGUUGAAACAAAUGCUAAGCAUUGUGAACCACAAGAGCGAGGAGCAGGAAGAAGAGGAGCUUACGGAGAAAGCUCAACCAGGGGAGGAACCUCAAAACUCAACUCAACCAUCGGCCAUUCCUGAGAUCAUGCCACCAUUUCCUGAGGCUCUAAAUGAAACACAAAGGGUGGAGAAGGAAAAAGAUAUCUAUGAAAUCUUCAGCAAUUGUGAGUAUAAUUUAGACUUCUCUUUGUUCACAAAUAAGCAAGGAAUAACGGUGGAGUUACACAAAUAUUUCAUACUCCCUCUUAUACCACCCGGAUCAAAAUCCCUUCCAUUGACCAUGCUUAGUGAAAAUCAUGGACCCUCACUCUCACAAUAUGAAGCGAUAAAAAUCCGGAUAUUUGAUCCCGGAAAGAUUGUCCAAAUAGAGGGUCGAAAAAUAUUGUAUUUCUAUAAGUCACCCGGGUGAAAAUUUGAAGAAGAUGAAUUAUCACGAUCCAAGCUUGAACGAUUGAACACAAUGAUGGCGUCGUGCCGCGACGUUAAAUAAGACGCUUCUUGGGAGGCAACCCAAACAAGGAUCCUAAGGGUGGAUAUGAGAGAGAAAAAAUGAAGUUGAAGACCUCUCAUUAUUCUUGUGUUUUUGAUCAUCGGAACAUUUUUAAUGUUGAUUGUCAAAAACACCUGUGGAUGGAUUAUUUUGCUACUAUGACUGUGUUGGAAUCUUCAUGAACAAGUUUUGAUUUACUCGAGACGAGUAAAAGUUCAAGUGCGGGGGUGUUUGAUAGGCACUAAUUGUUAGUGCCUAAGUAUACGUUUUUAUAAUUGUUUGUGAUGUUUAUUUACUAUUAUUGUGCAAAGUUUGUAUUUGUUAGUUUGCAUUUGAUUGUAAUUGUAUUUCUAGCAUUUAAUUAUUUUUUGUAAGAAAUAGUUAGUUGGGUUUGAGAAUAGGAAAGCUUGGAAGGCAAAAAGGAUGCAAAAUCCUGAGUUUAGGGCAAAACCCGGCCGGGUAUGGAAUUUACCCGGCCGGGUAUGAGGUGAAAAACAAAGAUUCUGGGAAGGUUCAUCAAAUACCCGGUCGGGUAUUCCAUUUACCCGGUCGGGUAAGAAGUGACUUGCGACAAAAAGACGUGCUGCAGAACAAAAGAACGUGGGAAAAAGAUAUGAUUGGAUAAAUACCCAAGCGGGUAUAUCAAAUACCCGGCCGGGUAUCCGCCGCAGCACCUUCAAA
Cuscuta epithymum is the source of this 1953-nucleotide messenger RNA. The record is from the annotation of a GenBank genome assembly. NCBI's taxonomy places the organism in Eukaryota, Viridiplantae, Streptophyta, Magnoliopsida, Solanales, Convolvulaceae.